UUUAGGGUUUGGGGCUCUCGUGGCGUAAGCUCUGGGGCUGGACCACUGACUUCUCUCUUCCUCUGUUUCCCAGCCCAACGCUCACGCUGCAGCUUCUCCAGCGCGGGAUCGGCUCCACCAACAACCAUGGGUAUCGAUUUGAAGGCCGGUGGUCGCAACAAGAAGACCAAACGUACAGCUCCCAAGAGCGGUAACGUAUACCUUAAGCUUCUCGUGAAGCUGUACAGGUUUUUGGUUCGAAGGACGGAUGCUCCCUUCAACUCCGUGAUCUUGAAGCGUCUGUUUAUGAGUCGAACGAACAGGGCUCCCCUUUCCAUGAGCCGGCUGGUGAAGUACAUGGCUGGAAAGGAUGACAAAAUUGCAGUGUUGGUUGGGACGAUCACUGACGAUGUGAGGCAGUUCGAGGUCCCUGCGCUGAAGGUUGCUGCUCUUCGGUUCACGGAGACUGCUCGCGCGCGUAUCUUGAAGGCUGGAGGAGAAUGCCUGACGUUCGAUCAGCUGGCGCUGCGCGCACCAACUGGAGCGAACACUGUGCUUUUGCGGGGUCCGAAGAACGCCCGCGAGGCAGUGAAGCACUUCGGCGCUCCCGGCGUGCCACAAAGUCACGCGAAGCCGUACGUCCGAUCGAAGGGACGGAAAUUUGAGAAAGCUCGUGGUCGUCGUAAUAGCAGAGGAUUCAAGGUCUAGGCUCGUUUUGCCGUGUGCGGAACCUGAGGAUUAUUUCAGGGAGGAACGUAUGGGGCGUAUGAGGUUUUUGGCUGGUACGUGGAUAGUUCUAUGAUCUUGCCGUGGCAGGUGGGGUGCGUGGUGCGCGGUUGGCGUAGCGUUGUCCCUGGUCAUGGAUACGGAUAGCGUGAAUGCGGAAGUGUGACAUGGGAAGCAGCGACGCAAGUUUCUAAGAAUUGUGUGAUUGUGACUGGGUGAAGGGAGACAGUCACAGGCGUACACCAAUGCAAGGGUCGGUGUGUUUUGAGAGACAUUUGGCCUGUUAAGUGGUGUGAUUUCUUUUUGAAUGAAAUACAGAGUUUUGCGCAUUGCCUGGACUGUGCCGUAA
Molecule: messenger RNA, 1054 nt
Organism: Physcomitrium patens
Lineage: Eukaryota; Viridiplantae; Streptophyta; Bryopsida; Funariales; Funariaceae
Product: large ribosomal subunit protein eL18y
Biological process (GO): translation
Cellular component (GO): ribosome; cytosolic large ribosomal subunit
Molecular function (GO): RNA binding; structural constituent of ribosome
Source: RefSeq, a predicted model, not a curated record